AUGUCGGACGAAGACUUUUCGGAUAACGAGUCGGCAAUCUCUAUCCGCGACGGAACGACGUACCUGGGAUUCGUGGAUGUGCCCAUCUCAGAAGAAGAGAAGCCAACCAUAGAGGAUACUUUUAUCGGUGGCGAGCCUCUGUGGCUCGACUCAAGAUCACCACCUCAAGAGGACCUCCUAUUGUGCAAGUCGUGCACUUCGCCAAUGGCGCUGCUGCUACAGAGCUAUGCCAAUCUUGAAGCUACCUACUACGAUAGAGUACUCUAUGUUUUUGCGUGCAAGAAGCCUGGAUGUAGGCGGCAAAACGGCUCAGUCAGAGCUUUACGUGCUGUGCGCAAAGACCCCAAAGCCAUGGCUAGUUGGCAAGAACAGGUGGAAAAAAAGGCUCCCGUCGAAGCCACGCGUUUCGACAUUUCGAAGGAGAUUUUUGGUAGUUCUUCCAACCCGUUCACGUCUGACACGCCUAACCCGUUUUCCAGUUCGGCGAAUCCUUUUGCGCAACCAGAGCCCAAGCAAGAAUCGAUAUCAGAGCCAAAGACGGAAACAAAGGAGACGCAAUCAACUGCCAAAUCUGACACUCCAGCCAAGACUUACGCCUCCGUGGCAAGUAGCGGAGUGAAGCCCAAGCCAAAGCCGAAGCCACUCAGCGUUAAGUUGCCCUCUCACCCAGGCUAUAUUCUCUAUAUGGAUGCUGAAAGUCUCAAGCGUAAACCAGUCGAGGCUCCAAUCGGCCAGAUCGACGAAUCGGCUCUUGACACAGAAGUUGAGGCCUCAAAUGCUCAACUGAACCCACUCGCAAAACAAAUGGCAGACAUGUUGGACGAUUCACAAUUCCAGAAAUUCUCCAGCAAAGUGGCCCAUAACCCACAUCAGGUGCUACGGUAUGAUCUCGGUGGAAAACCACUAUUGUAUUCUUCUGGAGACUCAGUCUCCAAAUUGUUCUUGGACAAAAAAGGAAGAUGGCGUGACGAGUUUCUGCUUGCAAGACCAGGUUUCAACCCAAGUGGUCAGCGGCGCUUUGAGCUGCAAUUAAUGCCCAAGGCCAUCAUUGAUCUUGAAUCAGAUCUUGAGAACAUAGAUGAAGGAAUGGAAUGGGGUACAAUUGUGGUUUGCACAGAUGUGGAGGAUACAAUGCCGGAGUUGGAUGAAAACCAUGUUGGUUAUGUUGAGGAAUAUUGUGGUGUUCAAUGGGAGGAGGAAGUGAAAGGUGGUGAGCAGUAG
This is a messenger RNA of Kuraishia capsulata CBS 1993, 1221 nucleotides long. RefSeq lists its product as uncharacterized. The record is from RefSeq and is a predicted model, not a curated record. Bases 1 to 1221 code for a protein of 406 amino acids. The transcript has a single exon. Gene Ontology annotation, cellular component: cytoplasm. Gene Ontology annotation, biological process: maturation of SSU-rRNA. NCBI's taxonomy places the organism in Eukaryota, Fungi, Ascomycota, Pichiomycetes, Pichiales, Pichiaceae.